Messenger RNA from Fonsecaea multimorphosa CBS 102226, 1617 nucleotides. RefSeq lists its product as uncharacterized. The record is from RefSeq and is a predicted model, not a curated record. Bases 1 to 1617 code for a protein of 538 amino acids. The transcript has 2 exons. NCBI's taxonomy places the organism in Eukaryota, Fungi, Ascomycota, Eurotiomycetes, Chaetothyriales, Herpotrichiellaceae.
AUGGGUGUCCCCAAGGCACCCGGUCUAAGGACAUCCCAUUGGUCUUGGAGGCCGGGGCCAAGUGAUGAUGAGUACAACAGCGGAAGGAAGCCGCUCUAUCUUACGCCCCAUGAACACCAAAAGACGUUGUAUCCAGCAGUCAAUUUUAACGACAACUCGACAGGUGGGCGGAAAGAGCAAUGGUUGGUAUCCCAGGAAAAUCGCAAGGCUGUAACACUUGCAGAAGGAGAAAGAUCAGAGCAGUGCGAGGGCUAUGAACGAUACCCGGUCUUCAUCAACCGCAACCAGGCAGGUCUCCAGAGAAGAGAACGCUUGGAAGAAGUCAGGUGCACCCGACCACAGUCCGCGCUGCAGAACCAAGACAGUACUCGUAUUACUUUCUCCGUACCCUCCCCGUCUCAACUCAUCGAAGAUCAACUUCUAUCGUGUUUCUGGGAAGGCUACUCCACAGACUCGUCCCAGCACUCCGGGGCAAGAGAGCCCGCGUGGCUAUACCAUUCAAUCAACAUCUCAGGACCGACAACUUCAUUGAGACAAGCUCUUCUCUCGCUGGCAUACAUCCGGACAGGCAGGCUGCAAAGCAACCAGACACUGAUUCUAAAGGGGCAGGAAAUCUACGGCCAGACCCUUCGACUUAUGCAGAGUGCUCUGUACGAUUCCACGCUGGUGCUUCACGAUGAGACCCUCGCGGCGGCUCGGUGCAUGGUCUUGUACGAAGCGUUCGAGUCGACAUCCGAAGACAUGGACGCCUGGCAAAGCCACAUCAUGGGUAUAGCCCGAAUCAUCCAGCUCCGGGGUCCCGGCCGUCAUCGCGACCCCCUGUCCAAAUCCAUUCUCGAGUCCAUGCGCUACAACGCCAUGAUCGUCUGUCUCGCCCGGAGGGAGUCGUCGUUUUUCAGCAAUCCGGAUUGGUUGCUGCAGCCCUGGGCCGACGAUACACCCAAGGAUAUUGAGCAGAGGAUUUAUGACUAUGGCUUCACCUUGUCUAACCUCAUUCAGAUGGGAGAAGCUGCCUACCAGCGCUCGGAUCGAGCAGAGAUACUUCGGAUCCUGGAACAGAUCAGAAAUAGCUAUGUUGGCAUGACGGCACUGCAUGAAGAACUGCUCGCCAUGCAGCCCGAGCACUAUCCCCUAGCCGCGCAUCAUCACGUAUUAUUGGCAAUUGAUGAACGGCCAUUCGGCGAGACGACACAUGCCAUCACCUGCGCGAUUCUGCUCGCCCUCGACCUGUUCUUUUCCACCUAUGCCGCGGCACUGAUUGACAAGUGCGCCGACUUUCUCAGCGACGGGCACGAGCACGGGUACCACGAUUCUCUCAUCCUGGCAGGGAUUUCCCGCUAUACUGACCCAGCCCGUCGGCUCGACUUGGCGAGGCAGAUCCUUCGACUCCUGCAGUAUUGUCUGCAGACGACACCGUUCGAGUACGCGCGACCGAGAAUCAUCUUCCCUCUGAACGUGGUGAGAUGGGAGCUAAGGACGAUUCCCCAAGACCGGGCGCAGGUCCAAGCGUUGUUUGACACCAUUGCUUCGGCAAACCAGUUUCGCAUCGCACGCAGCGUGCAGAAUGCGGGCAGCAAGACCUUGCCGAGCGUUGUCUCGUGGAGGAGGAAGCGGUGA